AUGAAACUCACCUCAGGCUUAGGAAGUGACAACAACUCGAUCUGGAAGCCCGGUAUUCACGCGCAAGGUACACUUUGCAGACGCAAUGACAAAGAAGAGGACGAACAGACCUCGAUAGGAUACCGGAAGCACGAGAGAUGCACAAACGAUGACUAUGUCUACGUUGCUGAAGCCACCGAUACCGAACUUCCAGCCUCGGUCGUGCCUGCUCAGCUGCGUAAGGACUUUCGGACCAUGGCACUAAUCAAUGCGACUUCUUUCGUUGGUUCGAUAAUUCUGACAUACCUCUCCUCCUUCAUCCUGCUCGCUAUCAUACGUAUCGCUACUGGAAUCUCUAUACAACGGGUCGGCCUGUCGAGUUUGAGGCACAUUUCUUAUACUCACAGGGAUGGCAUCAGGAUUGAUAUUAGAGGCUUGGGCUUCGCUAUACACAGGCCCACCUUUGCGCAACCUACAUGGGUCAGUCUCCGGCUUCAGGAACUUGUCCUUACCGUUGAUCCGGCAUCGCUACAAAGUCACCAAGGAAGAAGGCAGGGCACGGACCGACCGAAUUAUCAUGAUGCGGACAAGCAGGACGCUACCUCACGUAGCCACGAGUCGGAGCAGAAGAGCAAGCUGUGGCGGCAGCUGAAUGAUAUCAAAGAACAUCUCAAGAGAAUACAUGACAAAAUUCAAUGGCUGCGUAUGUUUGACAUCUAUGCUACUAACACCACCUUAGAUGUUACUGGAGUGGGUUCUUUGUCCGUUGGCUCAAUAACCCUUGCCGUUCACACUCGUCGGAAGAUGCUCGAUAGAGGCCGCCUCUUUCGACACAAAAAGGAUCCCUCAGGUCACCAAAAACCAGCAGAAUGGAUAUUCACUGUCAGAAGCAUCUUCCUUGGCGUCAGUGGCCGAGAGCCUAUUGAGAUCCUUGACAAUAUGUCGGUCAAUGUACACGGGCUGCUAUACCAGGAAAAGAGUGGAUUACGAGAUACUUCCAUUGCCAUCAAGGUCGGAAGACUCCAUGUGCCCAUUGAUGAUUUCCUGGAGUUCAAAGCUCGCACUUCUUCCGACGCGGAACGAUACACUAGGAGGAAGACCACCUCACAUCAGCGUGGGAUCAGCCUGGACGAUGUGGUAGAAGAGCUUGAACGUCCCGGAAGUCGCGAAGCAGCUAUUGUGCAGACAGUCGCCGACUCAAAGGAGUUCUUAAGCUCUGUCCUCCGUGGCGUGCAAGAAAUCCAGCUAGGCAUGAGCUUCAUUCGCAUAUCCAAGGAGAUCGUGCCGUUGAGAAAAGCAAACCUUCCCGUCUUCAUGAACAUCGUCACCCACGAGAUUGGCAUUGACUUGCAUCGUCUGUCGCAGAAUUCGCCUGCACAUCGCAUGUACUUUUCUCACCAAGAUAUUGCGCACCAAGCUCUUGUGGCUGCAGUGUCCAUAUCUGUCAGCCUUGAUGAGGACGACACGAAAUCUACCAAGAUCGUGUACAUACCGAUGGCGACAACUACAAUAAGAACUACCUUGCCUUCAAAAACAAUGAGUUUCACCGAGGAGCGCGAUGUUGCUGAACGCAACUCAAAUGUCCUCUUUGCGAACUUGGUUAUCACAUCUCCCUCCGUCGAUUUGACACCGCAAUACCUCAUACAGUUGCUCGCCGUUACACAGUCACGUACCAAGACCUCAUCGGUCCCUGAACCGAGUCGUCAUCGUCUCAUAUCGAGACUUCUGCCAAGAGCCGUAAUGAAAUUCUCGAUACACGAACCUGUCGUGCGUUUCGUCCUACCUGUCGCGGCUAAGGGUUACCACGAACCAGAUGACUUCGACAUGAUCAUCUCAGCAAUAUCAGGCAUAUCCUUCGAGGUCGAGUCGUCCCACUCCUCCCAAGAUGAUCUACUUUAUUCUCUCAAUUCUCAUUUCCGGGUAAUGACACAUACUCUCUACUAUCAAUCUGCCUCGGGUAUGAAGCACAACCUGCUGAAGACGGAUUCGCUCGAGGUUAAAACUCAAGUCACAGCUUCUAAAGAAGUGUUCGUGGUGGUUUCUGGAGCUCUACGGAGCUUUUCCAUACUGAUGGUGCGGCCUGAGGUCAGCCAAGGUGUAUACAAUAUCGUACGGCACUUUCAUCAUGUUUCUUAUGCCGAGAAGACAGAUCCUCUCCCGAAACACAAAGAGUCUUUUCUGCGCAAAAUACCCGCUUGGCUGUUAGAGUUUCGAUUUGAAGGAACAAACUGUAGUUUCGAGACUGCUGGUAUCGAUGCAAGCAUAUCUGAUCAAACUCGCGGCGUGGCAUUUGAAUUGGAGUCAUGGAGUACACACUAUCUUGCACACAGAACCGACAGUCACCACAAGCCAUCAUCGCGUCGGAAAGUAAGCGCUUCUGUUCGUGCCAACGAGCUUCCGGAGAACAUAACACAUCUCACGCCUCCAACUUCGCCAGCGAAGCAUCAUCCCACCACUCAUCACUCUACCGACGGACGACGUCUCACUGUCCAUAUCAAAGGCUUCCAGGGUUUCAUUAUCGAGUCGCUGGAAGAGUGGGAACAAAAGCCUUUCGUGUCAGUCCCACGGACCGAAGUCGCCUUCAGCACUUCGAGAGACCAGCAAGGGCCAAUGUGUCACAUCAACACCCACGUCAGAGCUUUCUAUCUCGAAUUUUCCCUUUACCGAGCAUACUCGAUUGGUGUUGCUGCAAUGGUCAUACAGGAUGCUUUCUGGGGAUCAUCUUCGCACCACGACUCUGUAUCGGCGAAAGCAUUCGACCACGCAGCAGCAACGACCGACAUGCCUUCGAAACCCCCGAGUCACAAGCCGGUGACGACCCGAGAGCUUCUUGCUGUCGAUGUCAAGUCUGGCUAUGUCCAGAUAAAGGCAGACAUGCCCCACCAACCCGCCAUGAUGCUACAAUUGUAUGAAGUUGCUGCAGGACGGCACAGAUGGUCAGCUCCAUUUCUAAGAGGUCAUCUCCUACGUCUUCACGCUGCGUCACCUCAUGUACGCUCCGCUUGGGCUCGCAUUAUCAGUAUGAAUGCGUUGCGGAUCGAUCCUCGGAGCACAAGAAAGAAGACCGCCAAUGGCUAUGUUGAUGAAAAGUCUUUUGACGUGAGCACAGACUUCAUUCGCCUAGCUGUGCCGCAUGGCUUGCGCAUGUUCAAGGUUUUCGACAAUUUUACAAACACGUUCAAGUCACUUCUGCAACUGACCUACCGCUUCAAAACCAGGUCGAACAACUACAUCCUCAAGAAGGGUUCAGAAAAGCCAAAGCAUGUCCCUAGGGUCUCUCUUAGGUGCAAAGCUCUGCUGUUUGAGUUGGAAGACGACGCUUUUGAAUGGAAGCUGAGCAAUAUUUAUCACGUAGGUCGAAGUGAGCAGAAGCAACGGCUUGCUCGGGCCGACGCUUUCAAGCUGAAACUCCGGAAAAUGCAGGACGAACGUGGCCGUCAGCAUUCGUCACGCCGCCGAGCACAAUCUAGCAAUGCAGUAUCUAGAGAGACGUCGCCGAGAACACCUUUGAGACGAUCAGCCAGCCAGGACAGUACUCCACGUCGACAUUCUCCGACCAGAGGCCGCAAAGGUCAACCUUCAAAGCUACGUUACAAUCGUGACGGCACAUGCAAUCUCACGUCAUCGGCGAGUGUUGAGGUGGAAGAGGCUUGGGACAAGCUGCAGAAAUACAAUGCUCGAAGUUGGAAAAGCCGCAUUGGCUGGCUUCAACAAAUGCAAAACAGUACCGUUAGGAGCAUCCGCCGCAUGUUCAGUGGUGCAGACGAACCACCUCCUGAUGUUGACGACCAUGAGACAACUUUGGGCAUACCAGAUCGUCCUGGACUGCUAACAAUUGUUAUCAGCGACUUACACCUCAUUGUUGACAAGCCCUCUUUCCCACUGAGCGCUUUGCCAAAAUUUAUGAACGAUGUCGGCAAAGGCAUUCCUCAGGACAUGCAGUAUGCCCUUUUGGUACCAUUGAGUUUGUCCCUCGACAUGGGCGAAGCCCGGUUUAUGCUUCGAGAUUAUCCUCUCAAUCUUCUUCACGUGCCUGCCAUCAGAAGGGGCCAGCCCCCACGUCUGCCAAGUUGGUCAAUGAGAACGGAUUUUGUCAUUGCCGAGGAGUUUAGAGAUGACUUGUCCAUCCGGCAUGUAAAGGUAGAUAUCGUUCCGAAAGGUCAGAGAACAAAGGAUGGUGGAGAGAUUCCAGGUUUCGCGAUCGAUGUCCGUCGUACCGUGUCCCCUGUAAAGACUUACUCCAUGCCUAUCAUCGACAUCAACACCAGUGCGCCGACAUCUAUUUCGUGGGGUACCUCGUAUCAGCCAGCAAUUCAGGAUGUCAUGAUGAUCAUAGAAAGCUUCACGAAACCCGAGAUAGACCCGUCCGACAGAGUUGGAUUCUGGGACAAAGUUCGACUUAGCUUUCACUCACGGCCUGUGAUCAACUGGAAAGGCGAUGGCGAUGUGCAAUUGCGUCUAAAGGGGUCCCGAGAUCCUUACGUGGUCACCGGCUUCGGUGCUGGUUUUGUCAUGUGCUGGAGAAGUAACGUUCGUUGGGCCAUUCAUGAGGACGAUGAUCCAAGGAACUUCAUGACGGUCAAGAGUGGUGAGUACGUAUUAGCCAUACCAGACUAUAGCCACAAGGCCCAAUUUGGUAGAGACGAUACUCCUCAACAUGAUGCAGACAGCUUGAGCAGUUCAGACAAGAAUAUUGCUAUAUUCAGUAAAGUCAUCAUGAAAGUUUCGGGCAACGUGCAAUGGAAAGCGGGACUUGUAUUCGAGCGUAAUACACAUGAAGGUGGACGUUCAGCCAGUUUUAAACCUCACUACGAUGUUGUCCUCAAAAAUCCUGCUUUCCUUGCUAAACAGGACUUGCAAGAUUACGACGCAUAUCGAGGAUUCAGGAGUCAUCAUAUCCAUAUGUCGGUGGCCCUUGCCGCACCGUUCGACAGAGAGUGGACAGCACAGGAGAUCUCGCCCUCACAAAGCUACAACAGCGUUCAUCUCUCUCCGCGGUUUUUCUCGCAUUUCUUCAAUUGGUGGUCUCUCUUCUCAGGAGUGAUGUCCCUGCCCAUACGGCAGGGUUCUCUUUGGCGCAGCCCCGAGAAGACAAGCAAGAAAUUCGGCAGACAUCUAGCCACGAUCAAGUAUGGCCUUCUGCUGUCUCCUCUGUUCAUUGCCCACGUCUACAAGCACAAAGAUAGUGAGGACUACGAGAAGGAAGUGGUCUCUGCAACUGGCCUAAAGCUACGGCUUGACAGCUUCAUACUAGAUUUGCACCAACGGAGAGAGUGGUUCAAUACUGUAUCGAGAACAAAAUCGGAGCAAUUACGGACAAGUGCAAUGAAGAUCAACCGCGCAGAGCUAGAUUUCGUCAAUGCUGACUUGAGAGCAGUGUCAGCAGAUAUCGCUGGCACAACGGCUGAUGAUCUCAAGCGUGCGACGGACGAGAUGUUGUCAUCCUACCAAGGGCGAAGUACCAACGUCGACAUGUCCAGAUUCACCAUACCAGAUCACGACUUCUCAUGGAUCGACAUGGAUGAUUUCGUCGAACUGGACUGGAUUUUACCCUCUGAAUCCAAUCCGGAGACUCAGAUAUUGCCACUUGCUUUCACCCCUCGAUUCACAUACUUUCGGCAAACCGAUCAUGGCAACGCUAUUCAUGGUGACGAAUCAAGGGAGUCUCCCUUUGGACAAGAAGAUACUCACAAUUGCGUUAUACCAUCAAGACAUAAUGAUCCACGAAAGGUUCAGAUGCAUCUGAUUGAGAACCGGUUGAAGCAUCUCGAUGAGCAGAUUGAAGCACAUGGGAGAAACACUGGUGAACAUGAGGUCAAGGUUGUUCGUGAGGGCGACCAAGAUCCUUCUAUUCGAGAGAAACAUAAGCUUUAUCAGAUUCAACAGAAGCAGCUAGCGGAUAAGAAGACCUUCCUCGAACACGGUCUUCGCAGGCUUGCUCAUCAUGAAUACCCGAAUGGUAUUGCGCACAUGAUGGGCGAGCCAACUUUCAGUGCGCACAAGCCUAGCAACGAUUCCCAAUCACAGCCAGAAACGCCAGAGCGUAAAAGUCUUGACUCCAAUGCAGCAUCUUUGCCUUCGAAUACGAGCAACAGUCAGGUCGAUAUAGACGGGCUUUAUUCUACACCUCGCGAUGAGUUUGCGAGUGACUUCAACAACAGAUUCAUCAUUCACAAUGCGCAAGUGAAAUGGAACAAUUCUCUACGAAACAUCAUCCUGCGAUACAGUCAUCAAGUUAGCCAACGUCGUGGAUUUGUGUAUUACAUGUCGCGUAGGGCUGUGAAAUUCAUUCUGGAUAUAGUGGACGAGCAAGGAAAGCGUAAAGAGAACAAGCAACGGCAAAACGAGCAGUCUGCAACAGUGCCUCCAACUCCACCCGUCGCCUCGCCAAGUGAUGAAAGAGACGCAGACAACGUCGUGGAAGAGCGCAUUCAGCAGCUCUUAAAUGAUGCCAAGAGAUUUGUUUCAACCAAUGAGGUUGAAGAAAGUCCACAGCCUCAACGGAGGCGCCCCUCGACAGUUAGCAUCGAUCCCGAAGAAAAGCUUGCUGAUGAUUUCUUGGCUAUGAAUAGCUACAAUAUGCGCCUGAUUGCGCCACAAAUUCAAUUCCAGAGUGAAAAGAAUACCACAUCAGCGGUGUUACUCACUGCAAAGGGAAUGCAGAUGAAAGUCAUAUCAAUCAUGGACAAAGAACGACUGUCUGAUGAUGUGAGUGGUCUGGUGCAACGCCGAUUCGCCUUGGACAUGGACGGAGUACAGAUUUUCAUUACAAAUCUCAAGCAACUAAGCAAGCAUAUCCAUCUAUACGCUGGCAACAAAUACGGUAACUCGCCAGGUUCCUCGUGGCCUCCAUGGGCAUCCAUCGAAACGAUGUUUGACUUUCAUAUUGACCCUUUCGGCUUUCAGAGGGUUGUGCAGAAAACCUCUGCGAGUUUGCGUUACGAGAAGUACAACGCCUUACGCCUCAAAUACAACGAGGAAAUUGCAGAAGGAGUAGAAGGUGAGUCAGGCACUAAAAAGCGCAAAGAAAGCAGAAUCGAUCACGUCUGGGUUGACUUUCCUCGGCUUAGAGCAAGUUGCGACUCACAUCAAUAUUACGCCAUGUACAUUAUUGUUAUAGAUCUCCUCAUGUACCACGAACCUCUCGAAAAGACAAGGAGUGAGCGACUAGAGAAGAUCAUGCUGGCUUCUGACUUUAGUGAUCUUCGUGGCGCCCCAGAGAUGGCAGAGAGCUUGCAAGAGCGGAUCCGGCAGCUCAACGAGCUAAAGCUCUACUUCAUCGUCAACGCGAGAUUGCUUGAUAAGAAGGGUUGGCAGGACCGUAUUGACCUGGAAAAGGAUCUUGCUAGCUGUGAGGAUGAGCUUUUUUUCAUCAUGAAAGCCAUCAACACCUCGCAACAACGGAAUGAUGAGCGCUCUUCGCAAUCAAGCGGAUUUCUACGAUGGUAUCUCAGUGCUUCACAGGUUGUGUGGCACCUGAUGAAGGAAAGAAACGAACCUUUACUCGAGUUCCAGUUAGGCAAUGCUACAUAUGAGAGAAUUGACAACAGUGACGGCUCAAACCACAACGCCAUGGAGAUUGAGCACAUUCGUGGCUGGAACCUGUUACCCAAGGCUCUGUACCCAGAAAUUAUCGGGCCCUAUAAAGAUCCUCAGCAUAAACAAAUAACCGAAGUCCCAAAGAUGUUGCAGUUGCACUGGUAUAUGCUGGAAGCAAUAGCAGGCAUACCUGUGCUCGAAGAGUUCCAAGUCACUAUGCACCCAAUCAAAGUUCAGCUCGAACGCUCGCUAGGCAAGGCGCUCUUCGAGUAUAUAUUUCCUGGCAUUGGAUCCAAUGCCUUCGACAACAGUAGCUUCUCGCCAUUGAUGGUCAAGAAUAUGAAGCCAAUUGAGGGAGAGGAUGACGAAGAGAACGAAAAGGCACGCAGUGUUGUGUCGCCGGAGCGAGUCAUCUCACCGCCAGAUCAGAAUGACCUGAAAAACUUCUCGACAGGUGCCAUUGCAAAUCGGUUACAGCCAACGUACAACUUGACAAAAAGCACACAGAAUGGAGCGGCAAAUAGGACCAAAAUGAAGGGACUAGGUAUCGGCAACCACCGCAUCGGACUCUUCGGCCACCAUUAUAGUUAUCGAAAAGACAAUGCAGAUCCUGGAAGAGAAGGAUUGUCUAGACAGGCUUCCUCACACAGUUUGAACUCGCUUCGAACAAAGGCUCGGGACAAUUCAACAGUCAGUCUAAACGGUGACGCGAAGCUGGUACGUACCGAUAGCCGAGACGGUCGUGGUUGGACGCUACGUCGCCACGAUAGCAACACGGACAAGGACAAAGAGAAGGACAAGAAGAAGUCAGCUGACGAUGUCUCACAAAUGAUGGAAAGAGCCUCAAAUUAUAUGACCUUAGCACAUGUCAAACUCAACUCCUUCGUCAUUUGUCUGAGCUAUAAAGGGCAGCGAGACCGCAACCUCGAGGAUUUGCACGACUUCGUCUUCCGCAUGCCGCCUCUCGAAUAUCGCAACAAGACUUGGACCAACCUAGACCUUGCACUUCAUUUAAAGAAAGACGUCAUCAGAGCGUUAAUAUCUCAUACAGGCGCCAUCAUCGGUAACAAAUUCUCACACCACCGUCCUGGCAAGAAGCAAGUAGAGCGAUUACGCGAAAUAGCAGCAGGGAAUAUGCUUGUCCCGAACAGCGAUACUCUAGUGAACACUCCUAGUGUGAGUAGUGAUCGUUCUAGCCUAUUCACAAAUAGUGAUUAUACACCUCCGAGAAUGUCUUUUCAGUCAGACGGACCCCGCAAACUAGAGCCUUCACCAUUGCUCACUACUGGCGAAUGGAGUGGCAUUACGGACUCUAGACAGCGUGCAAAUAUGUCAGUGGGCACAGUACGUCCUACUGAUGCAGGUGGCUCGGAAGGAACAUUGUCGUCACCUGGCCCGACGAGAAGUAGUGAGGAUGGCAGUCCGAGGGCAGACAAUUGGCCUUUCUCACCUGCUAGUCCGUCACGGAUAGACCCACUAGGCCCUAUAACGAGCAAUCUACCUCGCCCAUCGACGGGAAGCGGAUUCAUUCCAGCCAAAUCCUUGCUCAAAGACGUUGUCGGUCGAAGAUUCACUAACGGCGGCAGUCCAGAAUCAAGCUCAAGCGGAGUGCGACCAACGAUCCACAAAGGACGAGUGCGAUUUAAGAGUCACAACUCGAUGGAAAGACGACACAGCCAAGGUAGUGCAUCUGCAGCUGACAAUGAAACCUUUGCACAUCGAGCACGUUCAGACAGCUUUCCGCCACAACGCAGCGUGGCCAGCAAAAUUAGCGAAGGUGAUACAGAUCCGAAAACCGACGACGAUGUCGCCAGUGUCGGUACUACGAACGCCAAGCGGAAAGUCCUGUCGUUCGGAAAGAAGGUAAUGAGCGGAUUCAAGGGGUAG
Molecule: messenger RNA, 9405 nt
Organism: Lithohypha guttulata
Lineage: Eukaryota; Fungi; Ascomycota; Eurotiomycetes; Chaetothyriales; Trichomeriaceae
Gene: FMP27
Product: Protein SABRE
Exons: 2
Coding region: 1-9405 (3134 amino acids)
Source: RefSeq, a predicted model, not a curated record